Messenger RNA from Folsomia candida, 1055 nucleotides. RefSeq lists its product as uncharacterized. The transcript is spliced from 3 exons. Lineage: Eukaryota; Metazoa; Arthropoda; Collembola; Entomobryomorpha; Isotomidae. The record is from RefSeq and is a predicted model, not a curated record. Gene Ontology annotation, cellular component: ribonuclease H2 complex. Bases 386 to 880 code for a protein of 164 amino acids. Gene Ontology annotation, biological process: RNA catabolic process.
UGCUACGAAGAUUUAAAAAAAAACAUUAACUAACUGUAUAGUAUGCAUUGCAUUAUUUUAUUUACAAUUUUGAUCCUUUUGAAUAGCCUUCCUUGUUCCUGGACCUCUUAGUGAACGAAAUUCAUGAAGGGUCAAUUGCUCAAGAGUCAGGGCUCCUGCUAAACUGCGAAUUCACUCACAAGAACAUUACAUUUGCAUAUCAUCAAUGUUUUUAAUAGAAAAUAUUCCUGUGCCACAGAAUUCGGUGGUGGUAAAAAAAAUCUCGUUGGAUUGAAGCGGGAUCUGAGCUAAAUUGUAGUACAACUUUUUUUGUUUGUUGUUUGUGUCUUGUGUGACGAAUUUGUUUGUACAAUUUCUGCCUUCACUUUGACUGACUGACGACACGAUGUCACCAGGGAAGAAUUUUGUAGACGAGACGUCGAAGCUAUCAUCCGGGGAACACGACGCGUCCCUCGUAGCACCAAAAGUGCACUACCUCCCCUUCAAAGUAGAGUUUCAAGGUCCUGCAAAAAUUAGUGCCAGAUUUACUCAGAAUGUAACUCCGCAUCCGGAGCUUGCAUCAGUAUCGUGUAAUUACUUCCGUGGAAGACCGCUAGUAGGAACCAAGCUGGAUCUGGCCUCGGACUAUGUUGCAUUUCUGGCGGAAGAGGAACCUCUACAACAACAUUCUAAAUUGCAACGUAAAGUGGAGACGGAAUGUGAUAAUGAUGCUGAGACGACGCCUGCUGCUGCUGCUGGACAGCCGAUCCAUCUGCGACAACGGUUUAAGGACGUGACCUACUGGGAGUGGGACAAGGUACCCUCAUCAAUGGACAGCACUGCUAAAUUGCAGGAUUGGCUCAAGUUGGCGAGUGUGCUUCACGAGCCGAUCAAGAACUGAUUCAAGUUUUUAAGUUACUUAUGUCUAUCGGGUUGAUGCUCAGUCAGCGGAGGAAUUGAGGAACAACUAUGGUUUUUAUUUCAUCCUUUUAUACAAAUUUCAAGAAGCAGCUUAUUCGUAUGUAAUAAUAUUAUUCUUAUUAUAAAAUAAAUGUACGACGAAUCGGAAUAGAAAA